UUCGCGAGAUGGCGGCGCUGGGGGCCCGGCGGCUGCUGCGGCCCGGCCGGCGCUGGUUCUCGGACACGGUCCCCAGCGCCCCCUCGCCGCCCGCCAGCCCGCUCUACCCGCCCGUGGUGGCGUCCAUCACGGCCAAGAGCAAAGCGGCCAAGUCGCGACGCCUGCAGCGCUUCAACCAGCGUGUGCACGAGGCGGCCACGGUGGAGGAGAAACUGCGGCUGUACGGGAAGCUGCAGCGCCCCAAGUACAUGGUGUACCCGCAGACCUUCGCCCUCAACGCCGACCGCUGGUACCGCAGCUUCACAAAAACCGUCCUAGUGCCGGGAAUGCCUCCGAGAGCCGCGGCCGCGAAACCCCCAGUAACGACGGCGGGAGCGACUUCCGAGACCGGCAGAGCCCCGGAGCCGAGAGCGGAGGCACCGGGGCAUGCGGAGGUAGCGGGGAAUGCGGAGGCGGUGGGGAAUGCGGACGCUUCGGGGGCCGCGAAAACCCCGGAGCCCUCGGUGGGAGCGGCGCCGUGUCCGGAUAUAGGCGAGCUGCGCUCCCUCGCCUGCGACGCCCUUCUUCAGGAGAGCUUCUACCAGAACAAGAAGAGGCCGUUCCUCUACCGUGACCAGGAUCACACACCCGGCCCCUUCCUCACGCAGCUCGUUUCCACCCUCGCCGCUUCCCUGUCCGGUCGCAACCCACUGCUGGCUGCUUCGUCCCUCGAUCUAAACCCUGAGGUUAACUAUUACUGGCAUCAUGGUAAUGAAGUUGUUGUUCACGGACAUCGAAAGGGUAGAGUUGAUCCUGUGCGAUUCCAAAUAGAUGAUAACCCACACCUCCAGAUCCGUGUGCCAAAGCAGCUUCCCGAGGUUGUACCCCUGGAGUCAGAUCUUGGAGAUGUUCCUGUUAUUGAUCACAAGCCAUCCAAACUGCCAUUGUUUAAAAAACAGUAUGAAAAUAAGGUAUUUAUAGGAGCAAAGGUGGCAGAUCCAUGCUGUUAUGGACAUACCCAGUUCCAUCUCCUUCCCGACAGACUGAAGCGGGAGAGGUUCAUAAAAGAGCGUCUUGAGGAUCAAAUCGAAGUCGUUUAUCGAUCGAACGGAAUUGCAAGUCUCUUUGCCUGGACAGCAGCACAAGCAAUGUAUCAAGGAUUCUGGAAUGAAGCAGAUGUGACCCGUCCUUUUGUAUCGCAGGCAGUAGUGACUGAUGGAAAAUAUUUUGCUUUCUUUUGCUACCAGCUAAAUACUUUAGCACUAAAUGCAGAAACAAUUAAAAACAACCCUCGAAAGAAUAUUUGUUGGGGUACCGACAGUAAGCCACUGUAUGAUGUUGUGGAAGAUGGUAAUGUGAAGGGCUUUAAUGAUGAAGUUCUGCUUCAGUUGGUUCAUUUUCUACUAAACAGACCAAAAGAGUUGUAAACCAUUAAACCAAACAUAAAGUAUGUGCCUGAACUUCAUUGUGACUCCAUGAAGUGUAAGGUAUGACUUGAUUUAGUCAGGUAUUUGUCUAGCAAACACUAUAUACAUAUUUUAUGUUAUUUGGGCCUUCUUCCUUUUUUCUUUUUUAAUGUAUACUGUACACUGGCAAAUAAACAGCUGGAAUACUUAAAGUCUUUUGUAUAUUUACUCAUAAAAGCCUUCUCUGCUGAUUCAGUGUCAUGUGAGCAUGUUUUUUAGCAGAUCCACAGGUCCAUGUUAAACUGUCACAACAAGGUAUUAAUUCAUAUGACCUGCUGAGUGUCACUAGGAAAUAGCUGCCGUGAUACUCAGCACUAGUCAUAAGUUUCUAAUUCUGUACUUGAGUUAAAUGGUUAUUCAGUUUAAAGAGAAAGUGAGCUCAGAAUAAAAAGUGUUUCUUAA
This is a messenger RNA of Melozone crissalis (California towhee), 1847 nucleotides long. It is a transcript of the gene MRPS30, whose product is annotated as mitochondrial ribosomal protein S30. The coding region runs from base 9 to 1406 and encodes 465 amino acids. Gene Ontology annotation, biological process: translation. Gene Ontology annotation, cellular component: ribosome; mitochondrion; mitochondrial large ribosomal subunit. Gene Ontology annotation, molecular function: structural constituent of ribosome. The transcript has 5 exons. NCBI's taxonomy places the organism in Eukaryota, Metazoa, Chordata, Aves, Passeriformes, Passerellidae. The record is from RefSeq and is a predicted model, not a curated record.